AUGGAUAUUGGCUUAGCAGUUGGUGGUGCAUUUCUCUCUUCAGCUUCGAAUGUUCUCUUUGAUAGGCUUGAUCCUCAUGGUGAUCUUCUCAAGAUGUUUCAGAAACAUAAGCUUGAUGUUGGGCUUUUAGAGAAGUUGGAGGACAUUUUGCUUGGUCUUCAGAUUGUGCUAAGUGAUGCAGAGAAUAAGAAGGCAUCAAAUCCACUCGUGAGGAAGUGGAUGAAUAAGCUUCAGCGUGCUGUGGACGGCGCUGAAAACUUCUUGGAAGAAGUCAAUUACGAGGCUUUGAGGCUUAAGGUGGAAAGUCAGCAUCCAAAUCUUGCAGAAACUAGUAACCAGCAAAAGUAUUUCUAUUCGGAUAAGAAACUAGAAAUUAGAACACUUUCAACUUCUUUGGUUGAUGAAUCUGAAAUCUUUGGUAGGGAGAUUGAAAUUGAGCGAUUGAUUGACCGUUUAUUGUCUAAUGAUGCAAAUGGAAAAAAUAUGAUUGUGGUCCCUAUUGUUGGAAUGGGGGGCGUGGGCAAGACAACACUUGCCAAAGCAGUUUACAAUGAUAAGGAGGAUGCUUUAAGAAUAACAAAAGGUUUACUUCAAGAAAUUGGCUCAUUUAACUUGAAGGUUGAUGACAAUCUUAAUCAGCUACAAGUCAAAUUGAAGGAAAGACUAAUGGAAAAAAGUUUCUCAUUGUUCUGGAUGAUGUGUGGAAUGACAACUACAACGAAGGUUGAAGGGUGGAGACGUAUUUUGAGAAGUGAAAUAUGGGACCUGUCGAACAAUGACAUAUUACCAACGUUGAUGUUGAGCUACAAUGAACUUCCCCCACAUCUAAAGCCAUGUUUUUCCUAUUGUGCAAUAUUUCCUAAAGAUUAUCCAUUUAGGAAAGAACAAGUUAUUCAUCUGUGGAUUGCUAAUGGUCUUGUAGUACCUCGGAGAGAUGAAGGAAAUAAAGAUUUAGGCAACCAAUACUUUAACGAGUUGAGAUCAAGAUCAUUGUUCAAAAGGGUCUCAGAGUUUUCUGAAAGAGAUGGAGGGAAAUUCUUAAUGCAUGAUCUGGUCAAUGAUUUAGCCCAAAUUGCAUCUUCAAAACUCUGUGUCAGGUUGGAAGAGUGCAAAGAAUCUCAUAUGUUGAAUCAAAGUUGUCACAUGUCCUAUUCAAUGGGCAAAGGUGUUGACUUUGAGAAAUUGACACCCGUCAACAAAUUGGAGAAGCUGAGGACAUUGAUUCCAGAGUUGCCAGAUGCUUUGUUUAUCAAAGUAAAGCUCCUGAGACUUUUGGACCUUUCUAGGACAGAUAUUACAAAAUUACCCGAUUCUAUCUAUGCAUUGUAUAACUUGGAGACCCUUCUCCUGUCAUCUUGUACAUAUCUUGAGUUGCUACUGGCGCAGAUGGAAAAGUUGAUCAACUUGCGUCUUCUUGACAUUAGAAACACUUCUUGCUUGAAGACACCGUUACAUCUGCGCAAGUUGAAAAGCCUCCAAGUGCUGGUGGGAGCUGAAUUUCUUUUAGGUGGCCCCUGUGGUUGGAGAAAGGAAGAUUUGAGUGAAGCACAUUACUUGUAUGGAUCUCUGUCAAUUUUAGAGUUGCAAAAUGUGGUUGAUAGAAGGGAAGCUCCGAAGGCAAACAUGAGGGAGAAGAAUCAUGUUGAAAAGUUAUCGUUGGAGUGGAGUGAAAGUGAUGCUGACAAUUCACAAACUGAAAGAGACAUACUUGAUGAGCUACGCCCACACACAAACAUAAAAGAACUCCAAAUCUGCAGAUACAGAAGGACACGAUUACCAAAUUGGCUAGCUGAUCAUUUGUUUCUUAAUCUGCUAGUACAAUUGUCUCUUAUCAACUGCAAGGACUGUUUUUCCUUGCCAGCACUAGGACAACUUCCUUCUCUGAAAUUCCUUUCCAUUAGAGAUAUGCAUCAAAUAACAGAGGUGACGGAAGAAUUCUGUGGUAGUUCGUCCUACAAAAAGUCUUUUAACUCUCUUGAGAAGCUUGAAUUUGCAGAGAUGCCAAAGUGGAAGCAGUGGCACGUACUAGGGAAUGGAGAGUUCCCUACACUUCAGAACCUUUCAAUUGAAGAUUGCCCCAAGUUGAUUGGGAAGUUUCCUGAAAAUCUUUGUUCUCUGACAAAAUUGAGAAUUUCAAGAUGUCCUAAACUCAAUUUGGAGACACCCAUCCAACUUUCAAGUCUAAAAAAGUUUGAAGUUGAUGGUUCUCUUAAGGCUGGAGUUGUUUUUGAUGAAGCUGAACUGUUUACAUCCCAACUUCAGGGAAUGAAGCAGAUUGAGGAAUUAUCUAUUGGUAAUUGCAACUCUCUUACCUCGUUGCCUACUAGCACUCUACCGAGUACCUUGAAGACAAUAACGAUAUGUUGUUGCCGGAAAUUGAAAUUGGACACUUCAGUUGGUGAUAGAUUGACAUUAACAAGUUGUGAGUUGGUCCCAAGGAAAUGCUAUUUGUAUGUAAAUAGUUUUCCAAACCUUACUAGGUUUUUUACUCCUAAUGGGACUGAAAGACUCGAUAUAAGUUGUUGUGAGAAUCUUGAACUACUUUCGGUGGCAUGGGGGACCCAAAUAACCUCAUUAUUUAUUUACGAAUGCGAAAAGCUGAAGCGGCUGCCACAACGUAUGCAGGAACUCCUUCCCUCUCUUAAGGGACUGCAACUGUGGAAUUUUCCAGAAAUUGAGUCCUUUCCUGAUGGGGGAUUGCCCUUCAAUUUACAACUCCUUGUGAUCGACGAUUGCAAGAAACUGGUGAACGGCCGAAAGGAGUGGCAUUUACAGAGACUCCCCUCUCUGAGAGAGUUGUACAUCAUCCACGACAGUGAUGAAGAGAUUGUUGGUGGUGAGAAUUGGGAGUUGCCAUGCUCUAUUCGAAGGCUUACCAUAGACAAUCUGACAACAUUUAGCAGCCAAGCUCUCAAAAGCCUCACCUCUCUUGAAUAUCUACGUACUUGUAGUUUACCUCAAAUUCAGUCACUCCUGGAACAAGGGCUUCCCUCCUCUCUUUCUAAGCUAUAUUUAUCUGACCAUGAUGAGCUCCAUUCCCUACCGACCGAAGCUCUUGGGCACCUCACUUCGCUUCAAAGUCUAGAGAUCAGCAAUUGUCAUCAACUCCAAUCACUUCCCGAAUCAGAGCUGCCCUCCUCCCUCUCUAAGCUGACCAUCUACAAUUGCCCUAACCUCUAG
Capsicum annuum is the source of this 3180-nucleotide messenger RNA. RefSeq names its product putative disease resistance RPP13-like protein 1. Gene Ontology annotation, molecular function: ADP binding. Bases 1 to 3180 code for a protein of 1059 amino acids. Lineage: Eukaryota; Viridiplantae; Streptophyta; Magnoliopsida; Solanales; Solanaceae. The record is from RefSeq and is a predicted model, not a curated record. The transcript has 5 exons.